Molecule: messenger RNA, 901 nt
Organism: Acromyrmex echinatior (Panamanian leafcutter ant)
Lineage: Eukaryota; Metazoa; Arthropoda; Insecta; Hymenoptera; Formicidae
Gene: Sod1
Product: superoxide dismutase 1
Biological process (GO): superoxide metabolic process
Molecular function (GO): copper ion binding
Source: RefSeq, a predicted model, not a curated record
UGAUCACUGAUUGAUGAAAGAUCAGUUAUAGGGAUAAAUUUACUCCCAUCACCCCUUUUCCACCAAUUACGCUCGGUGUCAAAGCGCAUAUGAUCAAGCGAAUUUGUCGGCCAUGUUAUCAUUUUAAAUUCGCCAAGUUUUGCGUAUCAGCCGACGUGAUUCAGCAGUUUGAUUAUUUAAUUCUUGUGAGUUAUCGUGUAGUCUGUCGUCAACGUUGAUCAACGUUGUCAACAAUUCAUUCGGGCAAGCUUAAAUAGCUAAGAAUACUAUUUGUGAUAUAAUGACGAUCAAGGCCGUCUGUGUCCUUCAGGGAGAGCCUGUUAAAGGGACCGUGUAUUUUGAACAAACGGAAGGUUCAAAUACAGUCAAGGUAUCUGGACAAGUUUCCGGCUUGCAGAAAGGCCUACAUGGUUUUCACGUUCAUGAAUUUGGCGACAACACCAAUGGUUGCACGAGUGCAGGCGCUCAUUUCAAUCCACUAGGAAAAGAUCAUGGUGGUCCAAAUGACAGUGUGCGUCAUGUUGGAGAUUUAGGAGUUCAUGCUGAUCCUGAUGAUUUGGGCCAGGGUGGCCAUGAGUUAUCAAAAACUACUGGCAAUGCUGGUGCUCGUCUUGCUUGCGGUGUUAUUGGCAUCACAAAGUAAACGCAUAUAUAUGAUGGGUGCGAGAAGUUAAAAAGAUGGGGUAUAUAUUAGAGAGGGUAUAUACAUACUAUUUUCUUACUACUUGGUUUCCAAUAUAUAGUCAUGUCAUGCAAGUGUUAUUUUUUUCAAUAUAAUAUGAUGAAAGUUUUGUUCUUAGAAGUUAACAUUAAUGAUAACAUUAAUGUUAAAAUAUGAAUUUAUGUAUGUUGCCUAUGGAACUAAAUAAGUAUAGAAAAAUAUAUAUACAGAUCCAGAACA